Haliotis rubra (blacklip abalone) is the source of this 700-nucleotide messenger RNA. RefSeq names its product trypsin-like. The record is from RefSeq and is a predicted model, not a curated record. Gene Ontology annotation, biological process: proteolysis. Gene Ontology annotation, molecular function: serine-type endopeptidase activity. Lineage: Eukaryota; Metazoa; Mollusca; Gastropoda; Lepetellida; Haliotidae. The transcript is spliced from 5 exons. Bases 117 to 686 code for a protein of 189 amino acids.
CUCAAGCUGUUCCUCAAAAACGUUUUUCUGGUGGGACAGAUGUUAUUACGAAUGACUUUCCUUGGGUUGGGAGUCUGCAGCAAAAUAUAUCCGGGGUAUGGACCCAUAUUUGUGGAAUGGUAGCUGGAACUAACGUUGGCGUGACUGCAGCUCAGUGCUAUCCUCAAAGCGCCAUGAGCAGUGACUACAGGCUUGUGUUUGAUGCGAAUGACCUGUCGGUCUUAGCUGGAGCAACGAUCACCGCCAUCUCGAGUGUUCUUCGGGAUGCUGGAUUCAGUGCUAAUGGUCCUGGAUUCAGAAACGACAAUGUCGAGUUAAGGACAGACCACCCAGUCAGUGUGAAUGGCCUUCCCUUUAUUGGGCUUGCCGUAGAUCACGCUGGAUUACAGUGUGACAUCUUUGGAUGGGAAACGUUAGAGAAUGGUACUUUCAUCCCUAUCCUCCAGCAGAGAAAUGUCACCCUGAUUAGCAGAGCUGACUGCCAAGCACGUGUGUCCUCCUUGGGCGCCAACAUCACAGCAACUGACACGUGUGUCGAAGGAGAUGUCAUCUCAGAGGGGGACAUUGGAAAUCCGAUACGGUGUAACGGAGACAUUGUGGGGGUUGCAUCAUGGACAACGGGAGGCAACUGUCAAGGUGUUAGUCCUGUCAGCAUUUUCACUGCUUCCAUCAAUUUUUUUACUUGAAAGUAGAAAAUCCA